AUGGACGAAGGCGCCGUUUCUGUCUCAUCAACUUCAACUUUUAGGCUCCGAUGGGACGUGUUCCUGAGCUUCAGAGGUGAAGACACCCGCUACACCUUCAUUAACACCCUCUACAAGUCGCUCGAGGAGAGCGGUGUUCGAAUUUUCAAGGGGUUGCGCGGCGGGGACGAGAUCAAGCCGGUUCUUUUCGAGGCCAUCGAGUACUUGGCCACUUCCAUUGCCAUCAUAUCCUCGAACUACGCAUCGUCGCACUGGUGCCUAGAGGAACUUUCCAAGAUAUGUGAGUACCGGAGGCUCCUUCUUCCCGUCUUCUACCGAGUCAACCCGUUGGACGUUCGACGACAUAAGGGACCUUUUGAAGAAAACUUAAGAAACCAUGAAAAGACGUAUGAGGAGGACAAGGUUAGGUGCUGGAGGAGAGCUAUGGAAAAAGCUGGUGCAACUAUUGGCUGGCCCUUCGAUAAGAGGUGGUAUAUAUAA
This is a messenger RNA of Juglans regia (Persian walnut), 480 nucleotides long. RefSeq names its product toll/interleukin-1 receptor-like protein. NCBI's taxonomy places the organism in Eukaryota, Viridiplantae, Streptophyta, Magnoliopsida, Fagales, Juglandaceae. Gene Ontology annotation, biological process: signal transduction. The record is from RefSeq and is a predicted model, not a curated record. Bases 1 to 480 code for a protein of 159 amino acids. The transcript has a single exon.